AUGGAGUCCUUACUGUCUUGGAAACGACUUUGCUACCUGCUGAUACUUCUGAUCCUGAUCCAAUUCAUCGCUCAAUAUCGAGGACUCGAUGGAAGCUCGACUUCUCCUAAUCCAUUUACAUCACAACAACAGAUUCCUCUUAACCCUGAAGGAGAGCCAGCCGAUGGCCUCACGCAGACGCAAUGCGACAAGCUUUUUCCAGAACUCUAUCAAGAAGUGGAUCGGGCGGUAGCUUACUGGAAAGGACGAGGUCAUACCAUCUCUCCCCAAGAUGUAGACGUGUCUUGGCGUCAUGGCGAUGACGAGAAUCGAGGAGGCGCCAUUCGCAUACUCAUUCACAACAACGAGCUACGAAUUGUGGAGAGCAAAGAUCCUACUAUUGGCCACAUAGGACAUCGCGGGAGGGAGGUUGGAUUUCUGAACAUCCUUCAACGUGCUAUUGACAGCGCAACGGCUGGCGGAGAGAAGCUGCCUACUAUUGAGGCCGCAAUCAUCACACAGGACAUUGCCACCAAUCUACCUCCUGACAGCAGCCAUGCCAUCUGGACAUGGACGCGGAACGUCGAGAAUGAGGCUCAUAACCGGCAUUGGCUCAUUCCCAACUUCGACUUCUGGUACUCCUCGCCCAUGGGAUCAUACCUGGAUGCGCGUCGAAGAGCGGUGCAGUACUCGGCGUCCUUCUCCGAGAAGAUACAGAAAGCGGUCUGGCGAGGUACUGGUUGGGUGAAUUUCAAGCUUAGGGGUGCGCUUGCCGACCUUGCGAAAGGCAAGGACUGGGCCGACAUCAAGAUUCUGGACUUUGGUGGUCCUGAGAUGGAGGAUGGCCUAGCGAUUGAAGAGCUCUGCAAGUAUGCCAUGACGGUCCACACGGAAGGUGUGAGCUAUUCUGGUAGAUUGAAGUAUCUCUUCAAUUGCGAUUCCUUGCCAAUCAUACAUGAGCUGGAAUGGAUGGUGUAUUGGUACGCUGCCCUCAAGAAAGAAGGUCCGCAGCAGAAUUACAUUCCGGUCAAGCGAGACUGGAGCGAUCUGGAAGACAAGGUGAAAUAUUACCUCGCGCACCCUGACGAAUCUCAACGGAUUAUUGACAACCAUUUGGCCACAUUCCGGGACAAGUACCUCACACGAGCCGCGACUUCAUGCUAUCUGAGGAAAUUGAUCCAAGGGUAUAGCACCGUCGCUUUUACACCAGAGAUCUAUCGCCCUCUCGGGCAAGGCGAUGGGAUUAAUCGCCUGCGAGGAAUCUCUUUUGAGUCGUUCACCGACAUUCCAAGAGACUUCAAUGAGAGUACUUUGAGGUUGCUCGAUGUUUGA
This is a messenger RNA of Lecanosticta acicola, 1311 nucleotides long. The record is from the annotation of a GenBank genome assembly. NCBI's taxonomy places the organism in Eukaryota, Fungi, Ascomycota, Dothideomycetes, Mycosphaerellales, Mycosphaerellaceae.